Molecule: messenger RNA, 2440 nt
Organism: Myotis daubentonii (Daubenton's bat)
Lineage: Eukaryota; Metazoa; Chordata; Mammalia; Chiroptera; Vespertilionidae
Gene: ZNF16
Product: zinc finger protein 16
Biological process (GO): regulation of transcription by RNA polymerase II
Molecular function (GO): RNA polymerase II cis-regulatory region sequence-specific DNA binding; DNA-binding transcription factor activity, RNA polymerase II-specific
Source: RefSeq, a predicted model, not a curated record
GAGCCCUUGCGGGGGUCAGGCGGCGCUCUCCGAGGGUGCACCGCGGCGGGUGACCUUCCUGCCCGGAGCCGGGCACCGGGACCCCCUGGCGCAGCUGCGCAGAGCGACUGGGCAGCUGUGCGGGCCCAGGCAUGCCCAGCCUCAGAGCUCGCCCCAAGAGGCAGAAAUGGAGCACUCAGUUCCUGGACCGUCCCCUUGGGCCCCUUCAGCCCAGGCCCGUGUGAGUGCUGCUCCCGCGACCCACACUGCGUCUGCAUUCUGUGAUCCACUCCACUGCAGUGGCACUGAGCUGGGAACCACCCCUCACCAUCAGCAGCCAGAUUGGGACAUCAGGAUUGAGGGCAAGGAGUUUCUUCAGAAGGAAGGUGUUUCUGAGGAUUUAGAAUCAAAGGCAUAAAUAUUAGAAAACUGUACCAGUGAUGUUUCCCUGGCACCUGAGCUUGGAGAACUCUGUGAGGACGUAUUAGAAAGAGACUGGGGAGUCCCUGAUGACACGAGCCAGGUGCAGUCCCUCUUCGGAGAGGAGGACCUCGCACCAGUGGCAGUGCUCCUUACCAGCCCCUUAGGGGAGAGAGAGAUGCACUGUGAUGAUUUUGAGAGAGACUUUAGUCGGAGCCAACACCCAGCGGCAUAUCAAGGAAUCUCUGUGCAAGAGAGGCCACGUCUGUACACGUGUGGCCAACACAGCAUGGACCUCACUAGCCACGAGGGUCCCCACACAGCUGAAAGCACCUUCAUAUGUAAUGAGUGUGGGAAAACCUUCAGAGGAAACACUGAUCUAAUUCAGCAUCAGAUCAUCCACACUGGACAGAAGUCCUUUGUAGGUAAUGAAUGCGGAAAAGCCCUCAGCCAGAAUUUAGUUCUUAAAAAUCAUGGGAGGUCUCCUGUGAGUGAGCCCUACCAGUGCAGCGAAUGUGGAAAAGCCUUCCAUGUGCACUCAAACCUCAUUAGGCAUCAGGUCAGCCAUGGUGGAGAGAAGCCUUACGUUUGCAAUGACUGUGGAAAAGCCUUCAGCCAGAAUUCCAGCCUUAAGAAGCACCAGAAGUCUCACAUGAGCAAGAAGCCCUAUGAAUGCAGUGAGUGUGGGAAGGCUUUUAGGCGGAGCUCAAACCUUAUCCAACAUCAGAGAAUUCAUUCUGGGGAGAGGCCUUAUGUGUGCAACGAUUGUGGGAAGGCCUUCAGACGGAGCUCCAACCUCAUCAAACACCACAGGAUUCACACAGGCGAAAAGCCUUUUGAGUGUAAAGAGUGUGGGAAGGCAUUCAGCCAGAGCUCACAUCUGAGGAAGCACCAGCGGGUACACACUGGAGAGAGACCUUAUGAGUGUAAUGAGUGCGGCAAGCCAUUCAGCCGGGUCUCCAAUCUCAUUAAGCAUCACCGGGUUCACACAGGAGAGAAACCCUAUAAAUGCAGUGACUGCGGGAAGGCAUUCAGUCAGAGUUCCAGCCUCAUUCAACAUCGGAGAAUUCACACUGGAGAGAAGCCUCAUGUGUGUCAUGUGUGUGGAAAGGCCUUUAGUUACAGCUCAGUGCUCAGAAAGCACCAGAUAAUCCACACGGGAGAAAAGCCCUACGAGUGUGGCGUCUGCGGGAAGGCCUUCAGCCACAGCUCCGCCCUCAUUCAGCACCAGGGUGUGCACACGGGUGACAAGCCCUACGAGUGUCAGGAAUGUGGGAAGACCUUUGGCCGCAGCUCUAACCUUAUCCUUCACCAACGAGUUCACACUGGAGAGAAACCCUAUGAAUGUACCGAAUGUGGAAAAACCUUCAGCCAGAGCUCAACUCUCAUUCAGCAUCAGAGAAUCCAUAAUGGAUUGAAACCCCAUGAGUGCAACCAGUGUGGUAAAGCCUUCAACCGAAGCUCAAACCUCAUUCACCACCAGAAAGUUCACACGGGAGAGAAGCCAUACACAUGCACUGAAUGUGGUAAGGGCUUCAGCCAGAGCUCACAUCUCAUUCAGCAUCAGAUCAUCCACACUGGGGAGAGGCCCUACAAGUGCACUGAGUGUGGGAAAUCCUUCGGCCAGCGCUCAGUCCUUGUCCAGCACCAGAGGGUUCACACUGGAGUGAAGCCCUACGACUGCCCUGCCUGUGGGAAGGCCUUCAGCCAGCGCUCGAAGCUGCUCAAGCACCAGCGGACCCACACCAGGGAGUGAGGCCGGCCCCCGCCGUGCAGUGAGGCUCACUCCCUGCCCGCCCCCCACAAUCUGUGCACAAAGCUGUGACCUUCCGGGGGGGGCGUUUCACACCCUUUCUCCCUCGUCCCUCCUGCCAUUGCAGCCACCUAAGGUGACCUUUUGGUUCUUUUUCGUUUUGUCUUUACAUGUUAUGAGCCAUGUUUGUUUGGAGGGAAAAGAUGAUAGAGGCUGCAAAUUUAUGAAGAAUUUAUUACUGUAAUCAAAUAUAACCAAAAAAGUAAAUAGGCAUUUCCUUCAAGGUAA